AUGCACGCCGUGCCGACGCUCGACGCCACCGCGAGCGACGCCGAGCUCUCUCGCCAGCUCUUCCUCGAACAGCUCGCCGCCUCGUCCGCCCAGAUGAAGCUGCCUAACGGCCCGUCCGAGGCCGAGGACGACUACUCGCACUACGACACGCCGCUCGGGCUCACGCCCGCGCCGCUGCCGCUGGGCCUCGCGAGCAGCCUCUCGGCGCGCGCCAGAGCGGGCAAGCGGGCGGCUGAGCGGCUCGAGGCGAGCAAGCGGGCAAGCAAGCGGGCGGCGGAGGCACUUGAGGAGAUGUAUGAGGAGGCGUUGAUGGACAGCGCCGCAGCGGCGCUGCAGGAGUGCCACCGCGGUAUCGCCCGCCACCGCGGCAACUUGGGCCGCGCCAGUGUUGCGCGCCUCCAGGCGGCGGCGGCGGAGGCGGCGGAGGCGGCGGAGGCGGCGGAGGCGGAGGCGGAGGCGGCGGCGGCGGCGGCGGCGGCGGCGGAGGCGGCGCGCCAAGAGGCCGAGGCAGCGGCGGAGACGCUCGACGAGUCGGACUCGGACGGCGACUUGUGGGCCGACGCCGUGAGCAGUCGGCCGGUGGUUGCCACUCCGCAGGCCGUGCGGCGGAGCAGCGAGGAGUGGGCCGAAGCGGCGCCGUCGGAGCCAGGACCGUGCUCGGCCGGCGGCGCGUAUCAGGCUGCGCCCCCGGCUGCGCCGCCGCCUCGCGGAGAGUGGGCCCGCUUCCUGUCCGAGGGGGGCGACCCCGAGGCGGCGCGGCGAGGGUGGCUGACCUACCACAUCGGCCGGCGCAACUACCGAGCGGCGAUGGACCUGGUCGUGUCCACCGACGAAGAGGCGCGCGUGCGUGAGGCCUUCGCGGCUGCGGACACCGCGAGCAGGAGCGAGCUGGAGGCGCGGGAGAAGGCGAGGCAGAUCGCGUCCAGCCCGGCGCCCUCAGCCUGCUCUCUCAGCUCGCUCGACUCGGACGCGUCGAUGCAAACCCUUCUCGCUCGGCUCGGCGAGUCAUUCAACAGCAGUGGCGCCGCGCUCAUCGACCGCAACAAGCAGUACUUCGUCUUGUUCGAGAAGUUCGACGAGAACCGCGACGGACGCUUGUCGAUCGACGAGCUCGGGCAUAUCUUCGACGUCGUCGGGCUCGAACACGGCGCUCGGCAGUUGGAGGAGGCCAUGGCGGCGGCUGACGUGGACGGCUCGCAUUUCCUGGAGCUCGACGAGUUCAUCCAGGUCAUGGAGGCCGCCGAGAGCCGCCGUGGCGGCGCGGAGGCGAGGGUGUGGCGGGAGCUGGCCAAGAAGAGGCACUCCAUGCUGGCCUGGGCCUCGCUCCCCGCGGCUUGCAUGGUGAUCACAGUGGCCAUCACCGUCUUCAAUUUGCGCUACGAUUACGACCCGGUCAUGGGCAUCCAGGUUGUCAACGGGCUGUACGACGCACUUUGGGAUUUCUUGCCUACAUGGUUCGCUUGGGAGCGUGGACCUUGCCCCGAAACCAUGCCGCAGUGCUCGCUUGUCGGCCACGCAGGAACGAACAGCUCACAUUGGCCCGGUGCGUCCUACAUCGCCAGUAAUUACAUCAAACGCACGGUGGUGCUGAAGGUGCAUGUCUUCGCCAUGUGCUUCUCGUUCCUCCUCUUCCCUUUUCAGCUCUGGAAGGGCUUGCGGGCGUGGUCGGUUGAGAAGGGCAACGGCGUCCAUAAGAUGACGGGCCGCGUGUCGCUGAUCUUGUUGUUUCUAGGGCAAUGUACCAGCAUGCCGAUCGCAGGUGGGCCAGGGUCGCCGAUGGCUGACUUCAUGGGCAAGCUUGCUUUCUUCGAGAUGAUGUGUUGCACGUUGUGGUGCGCGGGGAUGGGCUGGUUGCACGCUCGCCAGAAGCGCUUCUUGGAGCACCGGAAAUGGAUGAUACGGACAACAGGUUGCCUCAUCGGCGCAUUCUUCGGCACCAGGCUGGCGGCCCCAUUCAUCGCGUUCUUGCCCGUGGAGAUCUUGUGGCCAUUGGACAUGGCGUUGGGGGCUCCCAUCGGCAUCUUGGUGGCAGACGUCUACCUCCGCUCGUGCCAGGCCAAGGAGCAAGCUUACCGGAGGCAGGUCUCGUUGGCGCUCCGCACUUGA
This is a messenger RNA of Emiliania huxleyi CCMP1516, 2106 nucleotides long. RefSeq lists its product as hypothetical. Gene Ontology annotation, molecular function: calcium ion binding. Lineage: Eukaryota; Haptophyta; Isochrysidales; Noelaerhabdaceae. The coding region runs from base 1 to 2106 and encodes 701 amino acids. The record is from RefSeq and is a predicted model, not a curated record. The transcript is spliced from 6 exons.